Molecule: messenger RNA, 3540 nt
Organism: Rhinolophus ferrumequinum (greater horseshoe bat)
Lineage: Eukaryota; Metazoa; Chordata; Mammalia; Chiroptera; Rhinolophidae
Gene: MASP2
Product: MBL associated serine protease 2
Exons: 10
Coding region: 634-2784 (716 amino acids)
Biological process (GO): proteolysis; complement activation, lectin pathway
Cellular component (GO): extracellular region
Molecular function (GO): calcium ion binding; serine-type endopeptidase activity
Source: RefSeq, a predicted model, not a curated record
AAGUUUCUGCUGGGGUGAGGGGGUGGGAAAUAGGAAUCGGCUGGCUUCUUAACCACUUCCAGAAGGACUUGGCGCUUCCAAUCGCCAAGCUGAUUCCUGAUCCCACUGCCAACUUGGAGUUGCUUUCUGGAGAGUUUUUUCCACCUGUCCAUCUGUUUUUCCAGCUUCCAAAUUACGGAUGCUGCCUCCUCUGCCAUAGUUCUCAUCCUCGUGGACUCAGGUGUUUUAAAAAAUUCCCUCUCCUCUCUUAGAGCAGGGUUUCAGAAGGGAGCAAAAGUGGAUGCACGUGUGCAUUUCUCCAUCUCUACCUGGAGCUUCAUUAUGGAGAUCGUUGUCAUGAAGACCUGGGCAAUCACAGGAGUCCCGCACUGAGGCGGAAACACGGAGCUUAGGGCCGAGGGACAGAGCCACGGUGUGUCCCCAGGGCUGCCUCGCCCUCAUCCAGGUCCAGCUCCCAGCUGCUGGAGGGUCCUCCCCUCCCGCCUGUAGUCUGGGCAGGCGGCAGUCAUGAGGUCGAUUGUCAGGAUCCCAGGGCCAGCUCGGCUAGGGGCAGGGCCAGGUGUUGGACAAACAGAUCAAAGGUGAGACAGUACGCGAAUCCAGACCAGGCCUGGACAGCUGGACGGGCGCGCCAUGAGGCGGGUGGGAGCCCCCCACAACCUCGCCGGCCGGGGUGAGGGCCGAGAGCAGACCUCCAGGCCCUCACCAGCCCCCCGUGCUGCCCUCCGGCCGCUGAUCCUCUUGGGCCUGCUGUGGGGCUCGGCAGCCACAGCCAUGGGCCCGCAGUGGCCCAAGCCCGUGUUCGGGCGCCUGGCAUCUCCCGGCUUCCCAGGGGAGUAUGCCAACAACCAGGAGCAGCGCUGGACCCUGACUGCACCCCCAGGUUACCGCCUGCGCCUCUAUUUCACCCACUUCCACCUGGAGCUCUCCUACCUCUGCGAGUACGACUAUGUCAAGCUGAGCUCAGGAGCCAAGGUGCUGGCCACGCUGUGUGGGUGGGAGAGCACAGACACGGAGCGGGCCCCUGGCAACGACUCCUUCUACUCGCUGGGCUCCAGUCUGGAUGUCACCUUCCGCUCUGAUUACUCCAACGAGAAGCCGUUCACGGGCUUUGAGGCCUUCUACGCAGCCGAGGACAUCGAUGAGUGCCAAGUACCCCCAGGACAGGCACCCACCUGUGACCACCACUGCCACAACCACUUGGGCGGCUUCUACUGCUCCUGCCGUGCGGGCUAUGUUCUCCACGAGAACAAGCGCACCUGCUCAGCCCUGUGCUCAGGCCAGGUCUUCACCGACCGGUCUGGGGUGAUCAGCAGCCCUGAAUACCCACAGCCAUACCCCAAACUCUCCAGUUGCACCUACAGCAUCCGCCUGGAGGAGGGCUUCAGUGUCAUCCUGGACUUCGUGGAGUCCUUCGACGUGGAGACGCACCCCGAAAUCCAGUGCCCCUACGACUCCCUCAAGAUUCAAACAGACAAAAAGGAAUACGGCCCAUUUUGUGGGACGACAUUGCCACGCAGGAUUGAGACCAAGAAUAACUCCGUGACCAUCUCUUUUAUUACUGAUCAGUCCGGGGACCACACAGGCUGGCAGAUCCACUACUCCAGCAUAGCCCAGCCUUGCCCUGAUCCGGUGGCGCCACCUAAUGGCCACAUCUCACCUGUGCAAGCCAAGUACAUCCUGAAAGACAGCUUCUCCGUCUUCUGCAAGACAGGCUAUGAGCUUCUGCAGGGUUAUGUGCCCCUGAAAUCAUUCGCUGCAGUCUGUCAGAAAGAUGGAUCUUGGGACCAAGUGAUGCCAGAAUGCAGCAUUGUCGACUGUGGUCCUCCUGAUGACCUACCCAAUGGCCAAGUGGAGUACGUCACAGGUCCUGAAGUGACCACAUACAAAGCUGUGAUUCAGUACCGCUGUAAUGAGACCUUCUACACGAUGAGAACUGAUGAUGGUAAAUAUGUGUGUGAGGCUGAUGGAUUCUGGACAAGUUCCAAAGGAGAAAAAUCACUCCCAGUCUGUGAGCCUGUUUGUGGAAUAUCAACUCGUACUACGAGAGGUCGUAUAUAUGGAGGGCAGAAUGCACAGCUGGGUGAUUUUCCUUGGCAAGUCCUGUUACUAGGUGAAACUAUAGCAGCAGGUGCGCUUCUGUACGACAGCUGGAUCCUGACAGCUGCUCAUGCUGUUUACGGGCACAAAGAAGAUGCCCCCUCCCUGGACAUCAGAAUGGGGAUCCUGAAGAGGCUGUCACCUCAUUACACACAAGCCCAGGCAGAGGCCGUUUUUAUACAUGAAGGUUACACUCAUGAUGCUGGUUUUGAUAACGACAUAGCACUGAUUAAACUGAGGAACAAAGUUGUAAUCAAUAGCAACAUCAUGCCUGUUUGCUUGCCAAGAAAAGAAGCUGAAUCCUUCAUGACGACAAAUGACAUUGGAACCGCAUCUGGGUGGGGAUUAACCCAAAGGGGUUUUCUUGCCAGAAAUCUAAUGUUUGUUGACAUACCAAUUGUGGACCAUCAAAAAUGUACUGCUGUCUAUGAGAACAAGCCCUAUCGAGGGGCAAGGGUAACUGAUAACAUGCUUUGUGCUGGCUUGGAAAGUGGGGGCAAGGACAGCUGUAGAGGUGACAGUGGAGGGGCAUUAGUGUUUCUAGAUAAUGAGACACAGAGGUGGUUUGUGGGAGGAAUAGUGUCCUGGGGUUCCAUUAAUUGUGGGGAAGCAGAUGAGUAUGGGGUCUACACAAAAGUUAUUAACUAUAUUCCCUGGAUUAAGAAAAUAAUUGAUAAUUUUUAAUUUGCGGAUCUUCAAUCAGUAAAUGAUUCCUUGAAAAAUAACCUAUAAAAGAUCUUAGCACUAAUGACCUGACAAACAUUAACACGGCAGUUUGUCGGUUGCCAAGACUUUCAUCUUUUCCUGAUGCGAGGGGACAUACAGCAUUACGGUAAUACCCAUCUUUGCCAAUGCAAUAGAAAUUCACUGGUUAAAUGUGCAUUGAAAUUACUUAUGAAGUCCAGUAUCUUUUUGUACUGGCCUUUUUGUCUGCAUUUCUGGAAAUUGCCUGUUCAUAUUCUUUGACUACUUUUUUUGGUUUUGGACUUGUUCUUAUUGCUCUCUAAGACAGCUUUAUAUAUUACAGCAAUACUGGUUCAGGAAUUACCUUGAAUCAUGGAUUUUUUUUUUUUGUAGAUGAACUGGAAACAUCAAUAUUUUAGCCUAGGUACUGAUUUCCAUGUUAAAAACCACAAAACAGUGAGAUAUACUUUUUCACUCAUCAAAUUGACAAAAAGUACAUGGAAUAGCACUAAUUCACAUUGUCAAAGACAACAUAAAUAUUCUAAAGGACAAUUUGGCGAUAUAUUUCAAAAGCAUUCAAAGCAUGCAUAGUCUGGCCUAGUAAUUCCAAUGCUAAGAAUUUAAUUUAGCUAUGAGGAUGAUCCCAGCACUUGGACAUAACAUAAAUAAUGCUCAAUUCAGAAGACUGUUGAAUCGAAUGUGGCAUUUCCAUACGACGAAAUACGACAUUAGAAAUAAAUGGUGGUAUUACAAACC